Molecule: messenger RNA, 525 nt
Organism: Columba livia (rock pigeon)
Lineage: Eukaryota; Metazoa; Chordata; Aves; Columbiformes; Columbidae
Product: histone H2A-IV
Exons: 1
Coding region: 1-390 (129 amino acids)
Biological process (GO): heterochromatin formation
Cellular component (GO): nucleosome; chromatin
Molecular function (GO): DNA binding; protein heterodimerization activity; structural constituent of chromatin
Source: RefSeq, a predicted model, not a curated record
AUGUCCGGCCGCGGGAAGCAGGGCGGGAAGGCGCGGGCCAAGGCCAAGUCGCGCUCGUCGCGGGCCGGGCUGCAGUUCCCCGUGGGCCGUGUCCACCGGCUGCUGCGCAAGGGCAACUACGCGGAGCGGGUGGGCGCCGGCGCCCCGGUGUACCUGGCGGCCGUGCUGGAGUACCUGACGGCCGAGAUCCUGGAGCUGGCGGGCAACGCGGCCCGCGACAACAAGAAGACGCGCAUCAUCCCCCGCCACCUGCAGCUGGCCAUCCGCAACGACGAGGAGCUCAACAAGCUGCUGGGCAAGGUGACCAUCGCGCAGGGCGGGGUGCUGCCCAACAUCCAGGCCGUGCUGCUGCCCAAGAAGACCGACAGCCACAAGGCUAAAGCCAAGUGAACAAGGGAAAAGGGGCACUUUGUCUCGUCCGAAAAACAAUCCAAAGGCUCUUUUUAGAGCCACCCACGACAUCAUAGAAAGAGCUCAGUCAUCCGGACUACAGUUAUGUUGCUUUAUAUGAAUUACUCAACCCGU